CUUAAGUGUAUGCAUUGAAUAUAAAUUUUCUCACACUUCUGUUUCUUUAUCAUCUUCUACACUCAAUCUUUCUAAUCCCUUUCCCUGCCUAAUUAACAAUGUCACAAGCAAGCCUUCUCCUCCAAAAGCAACUCAAAGAUCUUUGUAAGGCUCCUUUAGAUGGCUUCUCAGCAGGUUUGGUUGAUGAGAGCAAUGUGUUUGUAUGGAAUGUCACCAUCAUUGGUCCACCUGAUUCUCUCUAUGAAGGAGGGUUUUUCAAUGCAAUCAUGAGUUUUCCUUCUGAUUAUCCUCAGAAUCCACCAAAAAUGAAGUUUACUUCUGAGAUUUGGCAUCCAAAUGUUUACUCUGAUGGAACUGUCUGCAUUUCAAUUCUUCACCCUCCUGGUGAUGAUCCAGUUGGUUAUGAAGAUUCCGGAGAGCGCUGGUUGCCUGUUCAUACGGUUGGAAGCAUAUCUCUGAGCAUUAUAUCAAUGCUUUCAAGCCCGAAUAUCGAGUCUCCUGCAAACAUAGAGGCUGCGAUAGAAUGGAGAGAUAAUAGAGGUGAAUUCAAAAAGAAAGUGACUCGCUGUGUAAGGAAGUCUCAAGAAAUGUAAUGAAUUACAAGACGAUUUUGUUUGAAUUUCCUAUUUGUUGAGGGAGA
Molecule: messenger RNA, 640 nt
Organism: Lathyrus oleraceus (garden pea)
Lineage: Eukaryota; Viridiplantae; Streptophyta; Magnoliopsida; Fabales; Fabaceae
Product: ubiquitin-conjugating enzyme E2 7
Exons: 6
Coding region: 99-593 (164 amino acids)
Source: RefSeq, a predicted model, not a curated record